UGUGCUAUUAUCAGCGGGUCCCGCUUCACUCCCAGCCUAGAGCGAGUCAAUUUAUGGAAAGCCGAGUCGACCCCUUAAUGGUUCCCAUCAAAACCACUAAAAACAUCAUCAGACCGUCCGACUUCCGCGAGGAUUCCUGUGGCGUACGCAUGCAGCCUUCUCCCAGCUGACAGACUCCGACAUAAACAAACACGCGGAGACAUUUUUGGGAGUUUGACCAAGCUCUUCGCUUCCAAAGAGAGAAGAGAAGUUCGGUUUUGCUCAAGUUUUUCACCAUUUCAAGAGUCUACUUCUUCCUCGUCCAGGAUACUUUUUCCAGAAGGCGACAGAAGUGGCCUGGCUCCUGAAUAUCACCAGUCCGCUCUGCGCCUUUAUUUACUCUUAUUAGGUUGUUUUUUUUUAUUUCCCGUUUUUAUCCAAGCGAGUUUGGUGGUUCAUGUUCACAAAUGUUAGCGGUCGGGCAGAUGGAGGCUAACCGGCAGAGUGCUUUCGUCCUGGGCAGCACCCCGCUGGCGGCGUUGCACAACAUGACCGAGAUGAAGACGUCCCUGUUCCCGUAUGCGCUGCAGCAGAGCCCGGCGGGCUUCAAGGCGCCACCGCUCUCCAACCUCAACUCCCAGAUCUCCAUUGGAACCCCGCACGGAAUAAGCGACAUCCUGGGGAGACCCAUCACCACGGCCGGACAGCUGCUCUCCGGGUUCCCCAGGAUAAACGGCCUGGCUACCACCGCAGCCGCCGCAGCAGCAGGGAUGUACUUCAGCCCUGCGGUGUCGCGGUACCCGAAGCCCCUGGCCGAGCUGCCGGGGAGGGCGCCCAUCUUCUGGCCCGGGGUGAUGCAGGGUUCUCCCUGGAGGGACCCGCGGGUUCCCUGUCCUAGUCAAGCUAAUAUAAUGAUGGACAAGGACGGCAAGAAGAAACACUCCAGACCGACUUUUUCAGGACAGCAAAUCUUUGCACUGGAAAAAACUUUCGAGCAGACGAAAUACCUGGCCGGCCCAGAGAGAGCCCGCCUGGCUUACUCUUUAGGAAUGACCGAGAGCCAAGUCAAGGUUUGGUUUCAGAACAGAAGAACCAAAUGGCGGAAGAGACACGCAGCAGAAAUGGCCACGGCCAAGAAGAAGCACGACUCAGAGACGGAGAAGAUGAAGGAGAGCUCGGACAACGAGGACGACGACGAGUACAACAAACCACUGGACCCAAAUUCAGACGACGAGAAAAUCACGAGACUGUUGAAAAAGCACAAGGCCACCAACCUGGCGCUGAUCAGCCCCUGCAGUAACAGCUCGGACACCUUGUGAUGCCCACAGCUGGGGGGCCAAAGUGGGGGGGCCAAAGGGUCCAACAGAGACUUGUCGCACUCUUUCUGACCCCCUUUCCACCUGACAUUACGAACAUGCGUCUGAGGGGAUUGCAUUUUGCUCAGACAGAGCAAGAAAAUGCGUAAAAACCGAGUGUGUGCCAAGACGCACGGAAGACGCGCUUACCAAAACGUGGCCAGAGACACAUGUGGCUGCAUCCAAACCCAUUUAUAGACACUGUAUACACGGAGAUAUAACUCCUGUCAGAACUGGACUUCAAGAAGACUGAUAAUGGCAAGCUCAUAUCAGAUGAAAGGACAAAAUAUUGGGACAGGAAAUUAUUUUGGCGACGCAAAUCAGUUUUUACGCAUACAACUGGAGUUUUAACAACAGGUGUAAAUGUAAACAAAAUAUUAUAUACACACAAUCCGGAUCAGUGUUGGGCUUAUUAGUGUGACUCAUUACUUUUAUCCCACAAGUAAUGCUGCUUUACUUUACUCAUGCAGUAUAAUUCAUGACACUUACCCAAAAUUAGCAGCUUCUGUCACUUUCAAAAGUCAGGAAGCUCCAUUCCUUUUGCUCUGGAAGAGACGUUGAAUGUUGUUGUUAUUAACUGGUGAUCAUUUUCAGUAUUAUUUUCAUCUGAAGAUGUUUUUUUUUUUGCCAGUAGUUUUUCAUUCUGAAGUAAAGAAAGUGUACACCAUUUUUAGUAUAUCAUUCAGCAUUAAUCCUAUUUUUGGUUUAAACAAAAGCAACCUUAAGCUUUUAAUGGAACCGAUUUAAUAGGAGCAACACUGAUCCGGAUCCCAGACGCAUGUUUAAAAUGGCAGGUGUAAACGGGGCCUGUGAUGCUUCUAAAGCUCAGUUUAACCAGGGUAUCCACUGUCCUAAAAGGCGAGAGAAUAAAAUGUUUUGAGGGGGCGCGGGUUUGAGAUGGAUGGAUGAUUUGUGCUGUAGCCUAAAGAUGAAAAUGUGCGUGAGAUUGUAUAUAUUUUUUACUGAUAAGUUAUGUUGUUUCAACCAGUGGAAACGUGGCAGCCUUUCUCCCUACCGCAGCCCGGACGCGCUUAUUCCCUCUCAGAUAUACCUGCUGCUUCGUUUUUAUUCCCGCAGAGUAAUGUCGCCCCUUUUCUCCACGUUUUACAAUUGUCAGUUCAGUAGGCCUGCCGGCACACAAAUGUAUAGACGCAAAAUGCUGUAAAUAAUCACUGUAAAAACCAGCUUGUUUUAACGACAUCACAGUACACACUUUUCUUUUGGUUUCACUUGAGAAAGUUUAUGUUUUACCUCAUCACACAGCGGAAUAGAAAACUGGACCAUCGUUUAUGUUGGAAUUAAAGAGAGUAUUAUUGCUUCCGGGAAGGUUAUAGGAAGAAAAAAAAACACUUUGUAUUAUGAAUAAAUUAUUUAACAAGCA
This is a messenger RNA of Siniperca chuatsi (mandarin fish), 2715 nucleotides long. It is a transcript of the gene nkx6-2, whose product is annotated as NK6 homeobox 2. The record is from RefSeq and is a predicted model, not a curated record. The coding region runs from base 447 to 1298 and encodes 283 amino acids. The transcript is spliced from 3 exons. Gene Ontology annotation, molecular function: DNA-binding transcription factor activity, RNA polymerase II-specific; RNA polymerase II cis-regulatory region sequence-specific DNA binding. Gene Ontology annotation, cellular component: nucleus. Lineage: Eukaryota; Metazoa; Chordata; Actinopteri; Centrarchiformes; Sinipercidae. Gene Ontology annotation, biological process: cell differentiation; regulation of transcription by RNA polymerase II.